Coccomyxa subellipsoidea C-169 is the source of this 831-nucleotide messenger RNA. RefSeq names its product protein phosphatase 2C catalytic subunit. Gene Ontology annotation, molecular function: protein serine/threonine phosphatase activity; cation binding. The record is from RefSeq and is a predicted model, not a curated record. Bases 1 to 831 code for a protein of 276 amino acids. Gene Ontology annotation, cellular component: nucleus; cytosol. Gene Ontology annotation, biological process: protein dephosphorylation. The transcript has 8 exons. Lineage: Eukaryota; Viridiplantae; Chlorophyta; Trebouxiophyceae; Coccomyxaceae.
AUGACGCGACUCCCAACUUCAGUCGGUGUUCUCAAAGUCUUCUUCCUUCCAAAGUUAAGGAACGAUAAUAAGGUCAGUUUUGGUUACUCAGUCCUGAAAGGAAAGCGCGCGGGCAUGGAGGAUUUCUUCUACGCAGAUUUCAAGGACAUUCAAGGCAAGGCCGGAACAGUCGGUCUCUUUGGGAUCUUUGACGGCCAUGGCGGCCCACACGCUGCUGAUUUCGUGCGCGAAAACCUUUUUGACAGCUUACUAAGCAAUGCGCAAUUCCCUUCCGACGUAUCCUUGGCUCUUGGUGAGGCGUUUGUGGAGACCGACAAGCGGUAUCUGCAGGCGGAGACCGGCGCAAACCGGGACGAUGGGUGCACCGCCGUGACAGCAGUCCUGCUGGAUCACACUGUCGUGGUGGCGCACGUGGGUGACUCCAGGGCCGUCCUCUCACGCGGCGGCAAAGCGAUUGCGCUGAGCGAGGACCACAAGCCGAACCGGUCGGACGAGCGCAGCCGCAUAGAGGCGGCCGGCGGCGUGGUGGUCUGGGCCGGCACCUGGCGCGUCGGCGGCGUGCUGGCCGUCUCGCGCGCGUUUGGAGACCGCCUCCUCAAACGCUACGUGGUGGCCACUCCGGAUGUGCGCGAGGAGAAGCUGACCUCACAGGAUGAGACCCUGAUCCUGGCAUCGGACGGCCUCUGGGACGUGCUCUCCAAUGAUGAGGCCGUCAACCUCAUCAAAGACAUCCCGGAUGCUGAGAAGGCAGCCAAGAAGCUGACAGAUGAAGCAUAUGGGCGGGGCAGCAAUGACAACAUCUCAUGCAUCGUGCUCCGCUUCAGAUUCUGA